CAUGGGCUGGGCGGGCCAUAGACCUGGGCGCCGAAUCGCCCUGCUGCACCAAAGUCAACUAGAGUCCAUUCCGUUUCCGUUAAGAACAAGGUCAAAUUUAGGUGCACAUCAAAGGCCUUCCUGUUGAAGAAAGCAAAGCAUCGGCUAACAGAAACAGGCUACUUCUGCGCGCUUGGUUGCGAGGGCGUCCAAAAAACUUGGAUGGCUAAACCGGCGCGAUCGCCGACGGCGGAGGCCCUGCCGGCCGCGGUCGGGUCGGGGCUCCGGUCCCUCGCCAGCGCUGCCUCUGGAUUUCUGGAUCGGUGGUCGGUCGUCGGGACGGGCGUCUCCAGGCUCGAGAAAACUCUCGGCGACCAGUUCCCCGAGGGUGAGCACUACUUCGGCCUGGAGAAUUUUGGCAAUACCUGCUACUGCAACAGCGUGCUGCAGGCACUUUAUUAUUGUAUUCCAUUUCGGGAGCAGUUGCUGGAAUAUUAUACAAAUUACAGGAAUCCAGGAGAUGCUGAGGAAAAUUUGUUGACCUGCUUGGCAGAUCUUUUUGCGCAGAUAAGCCUAUCGAAGAAAAAUACUGGUGUUAUUUCUCCAAAACGUUUUGUCCAUAGAGUGAGGAAACAGAAUGAAUCGUUUUGUAGUUCUAUGCACCAGGGCCUAGCUUGGAGAAGGAUGAACAUUGGAGCAAGAACAAGCAUGGAGAAUGCAUAG
Triticum dicoccoides is the source of this 702-nucleotide messenger RNA. RefSeq names its product ubiquitin carboxyl-terminal hydrolase 3-like. The coding region runs from base 202 to 702 and encodes 166 amino acids. The record is from RefSeq and is a predicted model, not a curated record. Gene Ontology annotation, biological process: protein deubiquitination. Gene Ontology annotation, molecular function: cysteine-type deubiquitinase activity. The transcript is spliced from 5 exons. NCBI's taxonomy places the organism in Eukaryota, Viridiplantae, Streptophyta, Magnoliopsida, Poales, Poaceae. Gene Ontology annotation, cellular component: cytosol; nucleus.